Phyllostomus hastatus (greater spear-nosed bat) is the source of this 3701-nucleotide messenger RNA. RefSeq names its product solute carrier family 39 member 6 (gene SLC39A6). The record is from RefSeq and is a predicted model, not a curated record. Gene Ontology annotation, cellular component: membrane. Gene Ontology annotation, molecular function: zinc ion transmembrane transporter activity. The transcript has 11 exons. The coding region runs from base 402 to 2627 and encodes 741 amino acids. NCBI's taxonomy places the organism in Eukaryota, Metazoa, Chordata, Mammalia, Chiroptera, Phyllostomidae. Gene Ontology annotation, biological process: zinc ion import across plasma membrane; intracellular zinc ion homeostasis.
UGCGCGCGGCGGUAGUUAGUAAUUGUCCUGCUCUGGCGAGGCGAGGGCGCGUGAGGCGCGGAUUCUCGGUGGCUGUGCUGCGAUAACCGGACCGAGGGGCGUCCGGGCCGCUGAGAUCGCCGCUUCAUUGUGCCCUGUAGAGCUUCGAGAGAGAAAAGCACGGGCCAGUUCCGAGCCCUCCCGACCGCCUGCGGGAACUGAACCUGUGCGCGGGGCCGGGCGGUGGGAGUCGGAGGCCGGGCCGUGGGACUGCGAGGCCGCGUAGAGGCAGGUGAGUUUGGUGACGACUGGACAUGUGGGUCCUGAGAUAUCAGUCUAUCCACGUAUCUGGACUAUACCUUCCUCGGUUUAACUGAAUUCUGCUUUUCCUAACUCCAAACACCAUUGUCUGGGAAGGUGCUAUGGCGAGGACUUUAACUGUAAUCUUCAUCCUGACCUUCACUCUGUCAGUCACAAAUUCCCUUCAUGAAGUACAACCAGCAACCGCUUUCCCUCACACCACUGAGAAAAUUAUUCCAAACUGGGAGUCUGGCAUUAAUGUUGAUUUGGCAGUUACCACACAGCGACAUCACCUACAGCAGCUUUUCCAUCGCUAUGGAGAAAAUAAUUCCUUGUCAGUUGAAGGGUUCAGAAAGUUGCUGCAAAAUAUAGGCAUAGAUAAGAUUAAAAGAGUUCAUAUACACCAUGACCACGAGCAUCAUUCUGAGCACGAGCAUCAUUCUGACCAUGAUCAUCACUCUCACCAUAAUCAUGCUGCUUCUGGUAAAAAUAAUCGGAAGGCUCUUUGCCCAGACCAUGACUCUGAUAGCUCUGGAAAAGAUGCUAGAAACAACCAGGGGAAAGGAUCUCACCGAUCAGAACAUGCCAAUAGUAGAAGGAAUGUUUUAAUCAAGGAUGGUGUUGGUGCUAGUGAAGUGACCUCAACUGUGUAUGAUGCUAUCUCUGAAGGAACUCACUUUCUAGAGACAAUAGAAACUCCAAAACCUGGAAAACUUCUCCCCAAAGAUGUGAGCAGUUCUACUCCCCCCAGUAUCAUGGAAAAGAGCCAGGCAAGCAGGCCGGCUAGGAGGAAAACAAAUGAAUCUGUGAGUGAGCCCAGAAAAGACUUUAUGUAUUCCAUAAACGCAAAUGGAAAUACUCAGGAGUGUUUCAAUGCAUCCAAGCUGCUUACAUCUCAUGGCAUGGGCCUCCAGGUGCCACUGAACGCAUCAGAGUUCAACUAUCUCUGCCCAGCCAUCAUCAAUCAAAUUGAUGCCAGAUCGUGUUUGAAUCAUACCAUGAGUGAAAAGAAAGCUGAAAUCCCUCCAAAGACCUAUUCUUUACAAAUAGCCUGGCUUGGUGGCUUUAUAGCCAUUUCCAUCAUCAGUUUCCUGUCUUUGCUGGGCGUUAUCUUAGUGCCUCUCAUGAAUCGGGUGUUUUUCAAGUUUCUCCUGAGUUUUCUUGUGGCAUUGGCUGUUGGGACAUUGAGUGGUGAUGCUUUUUUACACCUCCUUCCACAUUCUCAUGCAAGCCACCACCAUAGUCACAGCCAUGAAGAAACAGCAAUGGGAAUGAAGAGAGGACCACUGUUCAGUCAUCUAUCUUCUCAAAACAUAGAAGAAAGCACCUAUUUUGAUUCCACAUGGAAGGGUCUAACAGCCCUGGGAGGCUUGUAUUUCAUGUUUCUUGUUGAACAUGUGCUCACUUUGAUCAAACAAUUUAAAGAUAAAAAGAAAAAGAAUCAGAAAAAACCUGAAAAUGAUGAUGACGUGGAGAUUAAGAAGCAGCUGUCCAAGUACGACUCUCAGCUUUCACCACAUGAGGAGAAAGUAGAUGCAGAUGAUCGACCUGAAAGCUAUUUACGAGCAGACUCACAAGAGCCCUCCCACUUCGAUUCUCAGCAGCCAGCAAUCUUGGAAGAAGAAGAGGUCAUGAUAGCUCAUGCUCAUCCACAAGAAGUCUAUAAUGAAUAUGUACCCAGAGGUUGCAAGAAUAAAUGCCAUUCACACUUCCAUGAUACGCUGGGCCAGUCAGAUGAUCUCAUUCAUCACCAUCAUGACUACCAUCAUAUUCUGCAUCACCACCACCACCAAAACCACCACCCUCACAGUCACAGUCAGCGCUACUCCCGGGAGGAGCUGAAAGAUGCCGGCAUCGCCACGUUGGCAUGGAUGGUGAUAAUGGGCGAUGGCCUGCACAAUUUCAGUGAUGGCCUAGCGAUUGGUGCUGCUUUCACUGAGGGUUUAUCAAGUGGUUUAAGUACUUCUGUGGCUGUGUUCUGUCACGAGUUGCCUCAUGAAUUAGGUGACUUUGCUGUGUUACUAAAGGCAGGCAUGACUGUUAAGCAGGCUGUUCUUUAUAAUGCUUUGUCAGCCAUGCUGGCAUAUCUUGGAAUGGCAACAGGAAUUUUCAUUGGUCAUUAUGCUGAAAAUGUUUCUAUGUGGAUAUUUGCACUUACUGCUGGCUUAUUCAUGUAUGUUGCCCUGGUUGAUAUGGUACCUGAGAUGCUACACAAUGAUGCUAGUGACCAUGGAUGUAGCCGCUGGGGAUAUUUCCUUUUACAGAAUGCUGGGAUGCUUUUGGGAUUUGGAAUUAUGUUGCUUAUUUCCAUAUUUGAACACAAAAUUGUGUUUCGUAUAAAUUUCUAAUUAGGGUAUAAAUGAUAGAGUAGCUUAAAAAACUGCUGUCUAUAGUUUGAAUAGGUCAUAGGAAGAUGAGAGUGUAUGCUGUGAUAGGCAGUAUUUAAGGUUAGUGUUUUUGUGAUUUUUGUAUUGAAUAUUGCUAUUUGUUAUGCUUAUAAGGUCACUUAUGGUAGAAACAUAAAGGUACGUUUUAAUAUUUAAGUUAUUCUACUUUUGGAAUAUAAACUAUAUGUGCAAUUUACCAGUUUUACCAGUUCAUUGUGUAAACAAGAGAUUUGGCGUGAUAUGUUCUGUAUAUGUCAAGAAAAAUAUCAAUGUUUUUUCUAGAACUAAUUUAAUACAGUAAUUCCUGUGCUGGAUUUUAGGCCUCUGAAGAACUGGUGGUGUUUAGAACUAAGAAUACACACGAAGCCUAAGAUACCAAUCAAUAAAGCUUGUACUGAAUUUAAGCUAAGAAAUAAGGAGGAAAAAAAUAUGUAUAAAUUAAGGCAUAAAUUUCUUACAAAAGAAAUCAAAAGUGGUUAUAAAAUAGAAGGGAAAUUUAGAUUUAAAUUAAAAAGGCAAUAUUAGUAAAGUAUAGAGUACAUUCAUAAACAUUUUUGUUGCAGUAUUAAUGUUCCCAUAAAACCAUAAUGAGCACUUUUACUAAUUUAGUUGUACAUUUAACUUUGUAUAAUGGAAACGUCUAAAUAUAUUCAAAUUCAAACACUGUAUCACUUGACCAAGAAAUUUGAAUUUUAAAAUAUUUGCGUGGAGAUAUAUCAAAUGACUAUGAGUAAGUUUAUAUAUUCCCAGAAGACUUAGAUACCACCAAGUUAUAUAUUGCUCAAAGUUAUAUUUGGAUGGUUAUCUGGUUUAUCAAAUGUCAGUAUAUUAUAACUUUGAAAAAAGGAUAUUAAAACCAUAUUGAGUAUAAUUUGACUUCUGGAUUCAGGAAGUCCUUUGGUAUCUUUCAGUGCUUCAGUGUUGUUAUUAUGAGUAAUUUUCCUGUUUAUAAACAGUACGUUAGAUAUACUAGGGCUGUCUGUGGCAUUCUCUAGAUGUUGUUUUUCUACAAAAUAAAAUCUCAUGUCAACUUGA